ACGGGGCAACCCGGAAGGACACAAGCCGCGGCCGCCUGUCUCCCUAGGACAGAAAGACCCACCGUCCGGCCGGCCUUUUGCCCAGGCGACUGCAGCCAGGAUGGGCCGGAAGGUGACCGUGGCCACCUGCGCGCUCAACCAGUGGGCCCUGGACUUCGAGGGCAAUUUGCAAAGGAUUUUAAAGAGUAUUGAAAUUGCCAAACACAAAGGAGCAAGAUACAGGCUUGGACCAGAACUGGAAAUAUGUGGCUACGGAUGUUGGGAUCAUUAUUACGAGUCGGACACCCUCCUGCAUUCGCUCCAGGUCCUGGCUGCCCUUCUGGAAUCUCCGGUCACUCAGGAUAUCAUCUGUGAUGUGGGAAUGCCCGUGAUGCACCGAAACGUCCGCUACAACUGUAGGGUGGUAUUUCUCAACAGGAAGAUCCUGCUCAUCAGACCCAAAAUGGCCUUGGCCAAUGAAGGCAACUACCGAGAGCUGCGCUGGUUUACCCCGUGGUCCCGGAGUCGGCAAACAGAGGAAUAUUUUCUCCCCCGGAUGAUACAGGACCUGACAAAGCAGGAAACCGUGCCCUUUGGAGAUGCUGUCCUCUCCACCCUGGACACGUGCAUCGGGAGUGAGGUCUGUGAGGAACUCUGGACACCCCACAGCCCACAUGUGGACAUGGGCCUGGACGGCGUGGAGAUCUUCACCAAUGCCUCAGGCAGCCACCACGUGCUGCGCAAAGCCCACGCCAGGGUGGACCUGGUGACCGUGGCCACCACCAAGAACGGCGGGAUUUACUUGCUGGCCAAUCAGAAGGGCUGUGACGGGGACCGGCUGUACUACGACGGCUGUGCCCUGAUAGCCAUGAACGGCAGCAUCUUUGCCCAGGGGUCCCAGUUCUCUCUGGACGACGUGGAAGUCCUCACCGCCACGUUGGAUUUGGAGGACGUCAGAAGCUACAGGGCAGAGAUGUCAUCUCGAAACCUGGCGGCCAGCAGGGUGAGCCCCUACCCCCGCGUGAAGGUGGACUUUGCCCUGUCCUGCCACGAGGACCUGCUGGAGCCGCUCUCUGAGCCCGUUGAGUGGAAAUACCACAGUCCCGCCGAGGAGAUCAGCCUUGGACCUGCAUGCUGGCUCUGGGAUUUUUUAAGACGUAGCCAACAGGCGGGGUUCUUCCUGCCCCUGAGCGGCGGGCUGGACAGCGGGGCCACCGCCUGUCUCGUCUACUCCAUGUGCCACCAGGUCUGCGAGGCUGUGAAGCAUGGAAGUCAGGAAGUGCUGGCCGACGUCCGGACCAUCGUGAACCAGACCAGCUACACCCCCCAGGACCCCCGGGAGCUCUGUGGCCGCAUCCUGACCACCUGCUACAUGGCCAGCGAGAACUCCUCCCGGGAGACGUGCAACAGAGCCGGAGAUCUCGCCCAGCAGAUCGGAAGCCACCACAUCAGUCUCAACAUCGACCCAGCCGUGAAGGCCGUCGUGGGCAUCUUCUGCCUGGUGACGGGUAAAAGCCCUGCGUUUGCAGCUCACGGAGGAAGCAGCCGGGAGAGCCUGGCCCUGCAGAACGUACAGGCGCGGGUGAGGAUGGUCAUUGCCUACCUCUUCGCUCAGCUGAGCCUCUGGUCCCGGGGCGCCCCAGGCAGACUUCUCGUGCUUGGAUCUGCCAACGUGGAUGAGAGCCUCCUCGGCUACCUGACCAAGUACGACUGCUCCAGCGCAGACAUCAACCCCAUAGGCGGGAUCAGCAAGACGGACCUGAGAGCCUUCGUCCAGCUCUGCAUGGAGCGCUUCCAGCUUCCCGCCCUGCAGAGCAUCCUGGUAGCGCCGGCCACUGCCGAGCUGGAGCCCUUGGCCCACGGACGGGUGUCCCAGACUGACGAGGAAGACAUGGGAGUGACCUACGCGGAGCUGUCGGUCUACGGGAGGCUCCGGAAGGUGGCCAAGAUGGGGCCCUACAGCAUUUUCUGCAAACUCGUCUACGUGUGGAAGGACGUCUGCACCCCCAGGCAGGUGGCCGACAAAGUGAAGAGGUUUUUCUCCAAGUAUUCCGCGAAUAGGCACAAAAUGACCACACUGACCCCCGCGUAUCACGCCGAGAGCUACAGCCCAGACGACAACAGGUUCGAUCUGCGGCCGUUUCUGUACAACACCCGCUGGCCUUGGCAGUUCCGCUGCAUAGAAACUCAGGUUCUCCAGCUGGAGAGAAGACAGCAUCAGGCCCUGGACGGCGUGGACUGAGCCCGGGGCCUGCGCAGAGGGCUCCCCUCCCGCGAG
This is a messenger RNA of Lipotes vexillifer (Yangtze River dolphin), 2257 nucleotides long. It is a transcript of the gene NADSYN1, whose product is annotated as NAD synthetase 1. Bases 101 to 2221 code for a protein of 706 amino acids. The transcript is spliced from 21 exons. Gene Ontology annotation, cellular component: cytoplasm. The record is from RefSeq and is a predicted model, not a curated record. Lineage: Eukaryota; Metazoa; Chordata; Mammalia; Artiodactyla; Lipotidae. Gene Ontology annotation, molecular function: ATP binding; glutaminase activity; NAD+ synthase (glutamine-hydrolyzing) activity. Gene Ontology annotation, biological process: NAD+ biosynthetic process.